AUGUCAUUGCGAUAUUGCGCCAACGUAGCACUGGAAAGGUUGGUGAAAAGUGGAGGGGGGAAAUUGAUAUGGUGCUCCCCUACUUUGAAAAGUGGGGGACGUGUCCCCCUGUCCCCACCGAUCGACGCCCAUGACAGUAGUUGUAUCGAUGCUGUUGAUCCCAUUUUACAUACGUUCUUAAGCCAAUUGUCUUUAAACCUACUUAAAGAAUCUACUGAUCGAUGUUUUCGCGGUCACUAUUUCAAACGCUUUACAUAUCAAUGCGCACGAAUCGACCAGUACGAUUACUCCGUCAGUCAUGUCGACGCGCAAAACACAGGCACUCAACAGUUAGUAUACCAGGCAUGGAGGUGUGUUGAUCUACAGGCACAAGUGACUAGGUACAACGAAAUGAAGGUUCGAAAACUCAUCUGCUUUUUACUCGGAGCAGUUUCUGUAGAACUUAUUCACUUUAUAGCAGGGAACUGGUUCAUAGUAAGGGAUCAAACCCGCGUCAGACAACCUCGGUAAUAUUUUUUUGGUAGUUCAAUUCAAAUCAGUUAUUUAGUCUUUUUGCAUCUGUUUUAAUCUUACAAACUUUAAAAUAAAAUUCAAUAUUUUCUCAUAGUUUUAACUUGGAAUCAAUUUAUUGAUCUCCGUAGCAAAAUCAUUGAUCAUUGGUCUUA
This is a messenger RNA of Anneissia japonica, 665 nucleotides long. RefSeq lists its product as uncharacterized. NCBI's taxonomy places the organism in Eukaryota, Metazoa, Echinodermata, Crinoidea, Comatulida, Comatulidae. The coding region runs from base 1 to 510 and encodes 169 amino acids. The record is from RefSeq and is a predicted model, not a curated record. The transcript is spliced from 3 exons.